Mustela lutreola (European mink) is the source of this 2031-nucleotide messenger RNA. RefSeq names its product acyl-CoA synthetase family member 2 (gene ACSF2). The transcript has 16 exons. The record is from RefSeq and is a predicted model, not a curated record. The coding region runs from base 80 to 1927 and encodes 615 amino acids. Lineage: Eukaryota; Metazoa; Chordata; Mammalia; Carnivora; Mustelidae. Gene Ontology annotation, molecular function: medium-chain fatty acid-CoA ligase activity. Gene Ontology annotation, biological process: fatty acid metabolic process.
CCUCGGCUUUACUUUAAAAGUAAGCCGCCUCGGCUUUUACUUUAAAAGUUUCCUGGGGCCGGGACGCGCGUAAAGAGCCAUGGCCAUCUACGUCGGGAUGCUGCGCCUCGCGAGGCUGUGCGCCAGGAGCCCGGGGGUGCUGGGGACCCGCGCUAUCCUCGCCGGCUGUGGGCAGGAAGCGAGACUGCAGGCCGUCCGCCCCCUCAGCUCCAGAGAGGCCGAUACCACCAUCCCCCUGCCCAUUGGAGGCCUCAGCUAUGUCCAGGGCUUCACAAACAAUAGUCUUCUCCACAAGACUGUGGGGCAGUGCCUGGAAGCCACAGUACAGAGGGUCCCUGACAAAGAGGCCUUGGUCGUGUACCAGGAAAACAUCAGGUUGACCUUCGCCCAGCUCAAGGAGGAGGUGGACAAAGCCGCUUCUGGGCUCCUGAGUCUUGGUCUCUGCAAGGGCGACAGGCUGGGCAUGUGGGGACCCAACUCCUAUGCAUGGGUACUCAUGCAGCUGGCCACCGCCCAGGCGGGCAUCAUUCUGGUGUCGGUGAAUCCGGCCUAUCAGGCUAUGGAACUAGAGUAUGCCCUCAAGAAGGUAGGCUGCAAAGCCCUCGCUUUCCCUAAGCAAUUCAAGAAUCAGCAAUACUAUCAAAUCUUGAAGCAGAUCUGUCCAGAGUUGGAGAAGGCCGAGCCAGGGGCCUUGAACAGUCAGAGGCUCCCAGACCUGACCACGGUCAUCUCGGUGGAUGACCCUCUGCCGGGGACCCUGCUCCUGAAGGAGGUGGUGGCGGCCGGAGGCGAAGAGCAGCAUCGGGCCCGGCUCCAGUACAGCCAGCAGUUCCUGUCUUGCCAUGACCCCAUCAACAUCCAGUUCACUUCGGGGACGACAGGCAGACCCAAGGGGGCCACCCUCUCCCACUACAACAUUGUCAACAAUUCCAACCUGAUAGGGGAACGGAUUAAGUUGCACCUCAAGACACCUGAGGAGACACGGAUGGUCUUGCCCAGCCCCUUGUACCACUGUCUGGGGUCUGUGGGGGGCACAAUGGUGAGCCUGAUGUAUGGCACCACCCUCAUCCUAUCCUCUCCGACCUUUGAUGGCAAGAAGGCGCUGGAGGCCAUCAGCAAAGAGAGAGGCUCCUUCCUGUAUGGCACCCCCACAAUGUUCGUGGACAUUCUGAACCAGCCAGACUUCUCCAGUUAUGACAUCUCGUCCAUACGUGGAGGUGUGAUUGCUGGGGCCUCUGCACCCCCAGAGCUGAUCCGAGCCAUGAUUGACAAGCUGAACAUGAAGGAACUGGUGGUGGCUUAUGGAACCACGGAGAAUAGUCCUGUGACUUUCCUGAACUUCCCCGAGGACACUGUGGAGCAGAAGGCAGAAAGCGUGGGCAGAGUUAUGCCUCACACAGAGGCCCAGAUCGUGAACGUGAAGACGGGGAAGCUGGUGGAGCUGAACACACCCGGAGAGCUAUGGAUCCGAGGGUACUGCGUCAUGCUGGGCUACUGGGGCGAGCCCCAGAAGACCGAGGAGAUAAUCGGACAGGACAAGUGGUACCGGACAGGAGACAUCGCCGUGAUGGACAAGCAGGGCUUCUGCAAGAUCGUGGGCCGCUCCAAGGAUAUGAUCAUCCGGGGCGGUGAGAACAUCUACCCCGCAGAGCUCGAGGACUUCUUUCACACACACCCGCAGGUGCAGGAAGUACAGGUGGUGGGAGUGAAGGACUACCGGAUGGGGGAGGAAAUCUGUGCCUGCAUUCGCCUGAAGAAGGGGGAGAAGACCACAGAGGAGGAGAUCAAGGCUUUCUGCAAAGGGAAGAUCUCCCACUUCAAGAUUCCCCGCUAUGUCGUGUUUGUCACAAACUUCCCCCUCACCGUCUCAGGAAAGAUCCAGAAAUUCAAACUUCGAGAGCAGAUGGAACAACAUCUAAACCUGUGAAUAAGGGAUUGGGGUGGGGGGGUGCGUCCUCCCAGGCCCUCCCUGCCCUUCCCCCACAUUCCUGCCUGUCUUUGUGAUUUGACAUAAAGAGUUUCUGUGUUUUC